UCCCCCCUGCACCUGCCUACCUUGUUUUUCCUUCUUUCUUUCCGAGGGAAAUACAGAGUUUAUUUAAAAAAAAGGAGGAGGAAAAUUUUUUCUUCUAAUGGAAUUGCCUGCCAUGGAUUGGGUUCGAGGAGAUGUCAUUGGUCAUGGCAACUUUGGAAGUGUGAGUCUGGCGGUAACCAGAAAGAAUUGUUCUCGAUUUCCUUCGUUAAUGGCGGUGAAAACUUGUCAAGAUUCUUGUUCUAGUAGUUUGAAGAACGAGAAGGAAGUGCUUGAUGAAUUGGGUUGUUGUCCGCAGAUUGUUGGUUGUUUUGGUGGUGGUUAUAGCGUUGAAAACGGUGAGAGAUUUUAUAAUCUCUUCUUGGAGUAUGCGUCUAGAGGGAGUUUGGCUGAUUGGCUGAGGAAAAAUAAUGGGAAAUUGCAAGAAUCAGAUGUUAAAAGAUACACAAGAUCAGUGCUCAAAGGCCUUCGCCAUAUUCACGCAAAAGGGUUCGUCCACUGUGAUAUAAAGCUUCAAAAUUUGUUGGUUUUUGACCAGGAUGAGGCGAAGAUUGCUGAUUUCGGUUUGGCGAAGAAAUCAGGAACAGAGAACAAACAAGAGAAAUUUGAGUGCAGAGGGACACCUUUGUUUAUGUCGCCGGAAGCAGUAAACGACAACGAGUAUGAGCCGCCGGGAGAUAUAUGGGCUCUUGGCUGCGCCGUGGUGGAGAUGAUUACAGGGAAACCAGCUUGGAAUUUUAAGGAUGGAGGCAAUGUGUUUGGUUUGUUGAUUAGAAUUGGAGUUGGAGAUGAGUUACCUGUGAUUCCAGGGGAAUUGUCAGAAGAAGGCAAAGAUUUUUUAGUCAAAUGUUUUGUUAAGGAUCCAAAACAGAGGUGGACUGCUGAUAUGCUUUUGAAUCAUCCGUUUGUUUCUGUGGAUAGCUCUUUUGAUGAUCAUGGUGAUGAGAUUUUCACUUUGAAGGAGGAAGAAAUUGAAGAAUCACCCAGAAGUCCUUUUGAUUUUCCAGGAUGGAUUUCAGUUCAAUCAUCAAUAAGAACUUCAGGGGAUUCUUCAUUUGUGUCAUCUCGAAAUUGCUUCUUGGAUCGAAUUAGGCAACUGGCCGGUGAUGAGAGACCCAGUUGGGCAGAUUCAGAGAGCUGGGUCACUGUGAGAUAAAAACGGAUUUUUUUUCCCCUUUUUUACUGUAAAUUACUUGGAGAGACUUUGAGACUGACUUAGAUAAUAGAAGGGUCCUGAUUGGCCACUCAGGUGGCUAACUGUAGUGUACAUAGCAGAUUUUUUAUAUGAAUUAAAUUCCCUUUGAUUUUUUUCAUUUCUUCA
Molecule: messenger RNA, 1318 nt
Organism: Mangifera indica (mango)
Lineage: Eukaryota; Viridiplantae; Streptophyta; Magnoliopsida; Sapindales; Anacardiaceae
Product: mitogen-activated protein kinase kinase kinase 20-like
Exons: 1
Coding region: 98-1153 (351 amino acids)
Biological process (GO): protein phosphorylation
Molecular function (GO): protein kinase activity; ATP binding
Source: RefSeq, a predicted model, not a curated record